CCGCAAUGAAAAUGGACCUUCAAGUGAGUCUUGCUUGGCUGCUCCUGUUAAGUUCUUCUCUUCUCUCUGAACCAGCAAGUGGUAUGUGGUGGAACUCACAGGGAGGCUCAACUGGAGGUCAAAACUUAAUAUGGAAUAAACUUUCAAAAUGGAUAAAAGACCUAUUGAGACGCAAAGUUUCAGGAGAGCCACAAAUACGACUGGUCUCUGGAGGAGACCAAUGCGCCGGGAGGGUUGAAGUUUAUUAUGAAGGGAAAUGGGGGACAGUCUGUGACGAUCACUUCAGUAAGAACAGUGGCGAUGUUGUAUGCAGGCAACUUGGCUGUGGCCAUGUUGUUUCUGUCUUUGGAUGGUCUUACUUUGGCCGUGGCACAGAAGACAUCCAUCUGGAUGAUGUCCAGUGUGAAGGAACCGAAUCUUACCUUUGGGACUGUCCUCAUGCUGGCUGGAACACACAUGACUGUGGACACAAUGAGGAUGUUGGAGUCAUCUGUUCAGCUGCUGCACGCUCCACACUUGCACCGACAGCAUCCUCAGAGAACCCUCAAACUUCCACUUCUGCAUCAAUGUUUUCCACAGACAGCACUGUUGUGACAACUACCACAGGAACCCCAACUUCUACUGACAAAGGCAAGGAAAAAAAAGAAACUACAAAUGUCAUGUGUGGAAAUUUUGAGCGAUAUAUGCGAUUUGUUUAGAGCAGACAAGAGAAACACUGGGAAUUCAGUGAAAAUAUUUAAUAACUCUCCAUGUAGUUAGCCUUGGAAGAGCCAAUCAUCUUCAUUUUCACAGGAAAAUGUGGUUGGAAAAUGGGCAUGUGAUCAAGUCUAUCUGCAUAUACAGUUAUCCAGAGUGCAUGUAUGUAUGGUGAGAUCUUUACCAUCAUUUCAUCUGAGGCACUCUUACCUGGAUAUUUUAUUGACCUUCAAUUC
Columba livia (rock pigeon) is the source of this 932-nucleotide messenger RNA. RefSeq names its product deleted in malignant brain tumors 1 protein-like. The transcript has 5 exons. Gene Ontology annotation, molecular function: serine-type endopeptidase activity. Lineage: Eukaryota; Metazoa; Chordata; Aves; Columbiformes; Columbidae. The record is from RefSeq and is a predicted model, not a curated record. The coding region runs from base 6 to 698 and encodes 230 amino acids. Gene Ontology annotation, cellular component: plasma membrane. Gene Ontology annotation, biological process: zymogen activation.